Messenger RNA from Tetranychus urticae (two-spotted spider mite), 2015 nucleotides. NCBI's taxonomy places the organism in Eukaryota, Metazoa, Arthropoda, Arachnida, Trombidiformes, Tetranychidae. The record is from RefSeq and is a predicted model, not a curated record.
AUUUGUUAGCACAUUUUGCUUCAUUGAACAACCAGAACGGAUUAAUGUAACGAUUAUGAUUCACUAUAGCUUCUAGUUUAAUUGAUCACUAAAUUACACAAAUCUCAUAGACCAACAAUAUAUUGUAACAUUUUGUUGAAGCGAGAAUUUCAAACUUUUUCAAUAAAAUGUCAUCAGAUAUCGAAAAUAUCUUUUAACUAAUAUAUCGAUGUCUAUCGAUUUUAAAAAGGGUUUAUGUUCAAGAGGAUAAGUUUCAAUUUAGCUUUUUGCGUUAAACAUAAACUUCAUUAGUGUAUUAAAUUCACUGGAUUGGAGUGAAUUUGAUUUUCAAGUUAUGGUUCAUUACGAGUUGGCUUUCACCUGGUUCCAACUGGACUUUCGUUAUGUUUAACUUAAACUUCUCUCGAAAUGGCUGUAAUUUUGUGUGAUUCUCAAUUUUAUUUGGUUGUUUUUUGAUCUAUUGAAGCCCAAAGGAUCGACUGUAUGUUAAGCUUAUUUCCCGAUAAGCUGAAAGAAAAGAAAAAGAAAAGAGGAACAAGGAGGAAAGUGUGAGGUUAAGAGCAGUCAUUUGGUUCAUCUACGGUUUAUUAUGGAUAAACAUGAACGAGCCCAUCUUCGUGGAAAGAAAUCAAAUAAACCAAGCAAAAAAGCAUGUAACAUUCCUUCAAGUGGUAACAGUGAUGGUGAUAUGCUGAUUGAGGAUGACAAUACUUGGGAAUGUUCAGUUUGUACUUAUCGUAAUUCACAGGAAGCUUUUAAAUGUUUAAUGUGUGAUGUCUGUAAAGGAACCAGUACAAGGAAACCAAGAUAUAACCACGACUUGGUUGCUCAACAAGUGAAAAAACAGCAGAUACAAAUCCACCAAAAGCUUCUAAAAUCAAAUAAAUCAUUUUGUGAUUUGAAAGAUUCAAGUGAUUCUUUCAAUAGUUCAAAAGAUGCUGAUAAGGUUGAUGGCAGAGAAACCAGAGAGUCAAAAUCUAAAGAAUCUAACAAAAGUUUACUCAAGGAACCAAAAGAAGUUCAAGAUGAUCAUACGAUCGAGGCCAAAGGUAAAGAGUCCAAAGGUGAAGGCAAAGAACCCAGAGAAACACGGAUUAAGGGUGGUAAAGGAGCUUAUAAAUCAUCUAGUAAUAAAUCUGACGAGGGAGUAGAUGAAGCUGGCCCAAGUGUUAACCAACAUAAUCACAAUCAUCAUUCUCAUGUUUCAUCGAAUCAUAGCAAUCAUAAUCAACAAUCUUCGCCCACUAAUCAUCAUCAACAUGGCUCACCAACAAACCAUUCGCCUAACAACUCAACCAAAACUACUAAAUCUCGUGAGAAUUCAGUGAAAUCUACCAAAAUGGAAUCAAAAAUGAAGUUGAAAAACAUUGAUCGAACCAACUUUUUGGCUCAAGCUGUUACAGUGAACAAUGUAACGGUUAUUAUCACUGAAUUUCAACCAAAGAAGAAAGCUAAAACGACCAAGAAAACUUAUCGACAAGCUGCCAAUAAGAAAGAAAAGGAUUAGGUUACAACUGCUGAUGAUUCUCUUACCAAAAAAACCAUAAGAAUCGCCAAUACAUUUUAAUAAUUCACUGCCAGAAAGUAUAAUCAAAAAUUUUCCCCGUGCAAUGAUUAUCAUGACAAAUAUGUUCAUUUGAUAUUCAAAAUAUUUGAUUCUACUUUAAUAAAACUCGAUAUUUCUAAUUGAUAACAUGAAACGCCGAGGCGUUUCUCAACAGACCAUUUAAUCCUGAAAAAUGUGAUUCUAUAUAGUCUUAAAUUUUAAUGAUCUGUCCACAUCAUUUUAAUCGUUGUCAUAUAUCAUGUUAGAUUAAAAAUUUUCUUCAAAAAAGUUUAUGUUAACACUAAAUAUUUAAUGUGUAAACAAUAUUGAUUCUUCAAUAUAUCUCAUGUAUCUUUUCCCUAUCAUUUUCUCUGAACUUUUGUACUUCACAGCGUACAAGAUUUCAAAUUUAAAUGUGACAAAGAUUACGUUCUUCUCUUUGAUACAUAUAAAUCAAUCCAUUUUAAAC